Molecule: messenger RNA, 632 nt
Organism: Hibiscus syriacus
Lineage: Eukaryota; Viridiplantae; Streptophyta; Magnoliopsida; Malvales; Malvaceae
Exons: 2
Coding region: 27-503 (158 amino acids)
Source: RefSeq, a predicted model, not a curated record
AAAGCAGAGCAGAGUUUGGAUGAGCUAUGGCUUCCAUUUCCAUUCCCAACAUCCCCAUUGCUCUACCUUUCCUUUCCAAAUCAAAAUCUCACUUUUCUCAAAAUCCCUCUUUACUCUUCACUCCUCUCUCCUUAUCACCAAAACCCAUUCCUUUUCACAACCCAAAUAAUCGCAAGAACAAGGGCAGCAAAUUCUGGAUAACUUUAGCCACUCCUGAAGAGGUUCUGCCAUCAGAUUCCCGGCAGAUUGUGUCCACUACAGGUGAUGAAGGCGUUGCCACUGUUAUUCAGGCUCUUCUAUUUGUUGCCUUUGUUGCUCUUACAAUUCUCACUAUUGGGGUUAUAUACAUAGCAGUACAGGAUUUCUUGGAGAAGAGAGAGAUUGACAAGUACGAGAAAGAAGAGGCUGCCAAGAACAAGAAUGUCAAAAAGAAGAAGGUGAGAGCCAGAGCUGGGCCUAGGGGAUUUGGUCAAAAGGUUGAUGAAGACGAUGAGGAUUUUUAGGUUACCAAUUUCAUUCUAAACUUUACAUUUCCAUUGCCUUUGUUUCAUGCAAGGCAUUGUUUGGACAAUAAUUUCUGCUACUCUGUGCCGUUUUUUUUCUUGGAUAAACAACUUUUUUUAGUCCUUCAA